AUGCUUUUUCUAGUCGACAAUGCUCAUCCAUUUCCACACUUAUAUAAUUGUGAGCAUAAGAUAAUAAAUUACUUAAAAGAAGGUUAUCGAUCUCGUCGUCGUAGUCGUUCAAGUAGUAGGGAACGUUAUCAUUCUCGGCACCGUCGGCAUCGUGAUUCAUCACGAUCUGGAAGAGACUAUGAUCACCGUAGAGGGACAUCACGUCACUCUCGCCGUUCACGCGAAGACCGUUACUCUGGAGGAGGUGUUUGUCCAGAAGAACAUGCUUCUACUGAAGCUCCCUCACCAAAUCCAUCUGCCAUUGGAUCACAUAGAAGCAGUGGACGACGAAGUGAUCGCGACCGACCUGGUCGUGACCGAAGCCGUGAAAGAGAACGUAGUAGGCAUCGAAGUGAACGUCGGGAUCACGAACGAUCAGUUCGCCCUUCUAGGCAAAGUGAUCGUCAUUCGUCGCGUCGUAAAGAACAGUCUUCCCCACCAAGACCUCCUGUUACUUCGUCAGACAGACAAUCAACUACAAAGCCUGAUCCUCUUUCAGCUGCCGCAGCAGCAGCUGCUAACAUUGCCGCUGCUCUAGGAGCUACAAACUCUAGUAGUACUGUUUCUUGA
Molecule: messenger RNA, 609 nt
Organism: Schistosoma turkestanicum
Lineage: Eukaryota; Metazoa; Platyhelminthes; Trematoda; Strigeidida; Schistosomatidae
Source: the annotation of a GenBank genome assembly